AAUCCUGUCCAUGUUUUGCAUCAGCUCCCUGACGCGCGUCAAACUGGGUUGCCAGUUUCGUAACAAUGACGCCCUAACAGCCAGCCUUGUUUUUACCGCUCUGUGAAGGAGGGACGAGGAGCCAGACAUGGCGCUGACUCACGGAACAAAGGGAAACAAGGCUCGUACGCACAUAUAUCGGUGCUUGCCAUAAACAUCUAAAAUAUCAAAGAAAUCGCCCUUGGGUGGUCUUAUUUACUUCACAAGUAGAAUUCACACCGUGGCGUCAAACAUGGAGUGACGGAGCUAAAAGGUAAGGGAUAGCAAACAACUGAGGCCAUUUAGUAAGGUUUAGGCCGUCUGUGCUAAUGUUAGCAUGCAAGGCCAGCCCACGGGCGGUGUUAUGGCGAAUAGUGCUUCCUAUUGACAUAAGGCUACUAAGCAGUCUGCGCAAGUGCAGAGGCGCACUCUGGUGCUGUAGCUGUAACGCGUUUACGUUAAUCUUUAAGCAAUUUAGUCAACAGAAAAACCAAAACAUGCUCGCCAGGUCCUUACAGUGCACGUACCUCUGUUUUAAGCCGAAACCCAACCACAAAUAACGUGACUUGAAAGGGUUUCCUUCAUUUCAUGCUACGGUGACAUGUUUCGUUAAAGCAGCAGAACUGUACAGAACACCGACAGCACCCAUACACUUAAUUUAUGAACAUUGAACAAAUUCAUGUGUAGAUUUGCGAGUAUGGGAAAGAGAUUUUAAUUACUGACUUUAAGUAAUAUUAAACAAUGACCGGGCUAUUGAAAUAUUGCAUAGUAGCGAACAGUGUUCCUUAGUACAGGGAUGAGUAUUUUACAUUUUAUUUACACGGCAGUAAUUGUCCGAGCUGACAGUACAAUGCACAAAUGUGUCAAAACGUCAGAUUAUGAUGAGGCUGCAACAGUACGCCUGAAAUAAAUCAAUUUACAUAUUAAUACCUCUGUCAGUUGUUAUGUUAAAAAGUGCUUUUGCAAUAAGUGUGUGUGAGUGUAUGUGUGUGUAUUAGGGCCCGACCGAUAUGGAUUUUUUGGGACCGAUGCCGAUACCGGUUAUCGGGGGGGGGGGGGUCCGAUUACCGAUUAAUUGGCCGAUUUUUUUUUUUUUAAUUAUGACGUUUUAAAAUAUAUAUGUAUACUGCGCAGUACAGUAUACUUUGUACUAUAAAUAUACUGUAGGCUACUGCUCUUCACGUAGACAGGAAGACCCACUGAUCAAACUCGGACCAGAAAAGCGUUUUCAAGCAUUUUAACACAGCAGUAAUUAUGCUUUUAACCAAUAUUACACUGACAUUUGGGGAAUCGUGGAAUAUAUUGUUGUUGCUUUGUUGUUGUGUGCGUAUUUCUGAAAGCGAAUUUGUAUAAACAAAAAAAAAAAAAAGCUGGAAUAACUCAAUUACUUGUCAAGAACAACUGUUUUUUUUAUCAUAAAAAUAUGUCCCAACUACUCAGCUGGUCUGUUAUGUAAAAUGUGAGUGUUUCUUUAUGUUCCUCUUCAUCAGUUUGGUCAACGUCUAUAAGAGUGUCUGAGCCUAUUUCAGGGCCCUUUGGGGCCCAGGAAGAGUAUGCAUCGAGGUGGGGACAAGGACCUCCAGAUAUCUGCACGAAAGAUGGGCACAUCCUUGCUUUUCCAGCUGUCCGCUCAUGAAAGAGAGCUGGAUUUGGUAUUUUUGGAUCACAGUUAUGCCAAACCUUGGAACGCCCACCCAGAUGCCAGCAGCGCCCGAACCACAAGGACACUGUUUGUUACCCCUCGUCGUCAGCCUGAACCCUCUUCGUGAGUGAAUGUUGAUUUUAUACUUAUUUCAUUGUGUAAAGUUUGAACCAUAAAAUGUAUUUAUCUUGGUGUAACUUGAUCUUCUUUCUUCAUCUGUAGAGACUCUGAGUCCGCUAUAGAUGUGGAAACAGUUACUCCGACACCCAUUCCUCUGUACGACAACCAUAAAGCUCUGAGUGUGAUGAAGGAGUGUGAGCGGCAUGUCCUGUUUGCUCGCACAAUUGCUGAGAGCCCUCCUCCACCAGAUGACUGGGAGGAACAUAUAAACAAGUAAAUGCCCAAAAGCAUCUUCUUUACAGUCCACUUUUGUUCCGAUGCUGUGUUACUUUAUUUUCUUACUUUGCAAAAAUAUUUCAUCAAGAGUGUGUUGUUUUGACUUUAAAAUGAUUUUGUUUCAGGGCUGGAUGGUCAGUGGCUCAGAACAAACUGUUCAAUAAGGUGCUCAAAGCUCUGCAGGCUGAAAGACUCGCCCGCUUGGCCAAUGAAAAUGUAGGUGUUGCUUAUUCCUUCACACUCAUCAGUAAUUCUCGAUUAGGUUGUUAGUGAAUGAUAUGAAUAACUCUACCAGGACGUCACUGAUUUGAUUUUGCUUCUCUUAGGCCUCCAAUGAGCCAAUCUUGCGGAGAAUAGCAGUGGACAAGUGUGCGAGGAAGGUGCGGCAUGCAUUGGCUAGUGUGAACUGGGACACCAAACUGACACAGUGGUUACACACCACUAUGAUCGAAUCCUUGAGCCUCGCCAUGCUAGCUGCUUACCUGGAUGUGUUGCAGACUCUCAAAAGCAAGGUUGGAUAUGUACUCUGUGUUCCCUGGGUUAGACAUCUGCUCCACUAUCUACAUCAUCCAGGAUCCUUGACUCAUCUCUGUUUUUCCUUGUGUCUCCGAAGUUGCCUUUGCUGAUUGACAGAAUGUUGCUGACAACAGCUAAGACUGGCACUCCAAGUGCAGAGGCCCUGUCACUGCUACUGAAACGGCCCUGGGACCCCGCCGUUGGAGUCCUAUCUCAGAACAAACCGGUAAAAAUGAUCCUCUCUUUGAAAGUUUAAUUUUGUCCUCGUGACUUAGUUUUCACAACAGGUGAGCUCAGUAGUAGAGGAUUGUCCUUUCCUUGUAAAAGUGAUCCUUAUAGAUGUUGGACCAAAUGACAUUGGUAGUUUUAACAAAUAAUAAACAGCAGAAGAAGAAUACUCUGCUGUCAAUGCAGUUAAAGGAGGACAUAUAAGAGGACAUCUAUGUGUGUGUCUGUUAUCCUUAGGGCAUGCAAGAGGCUCUGUGAAAAAUCAUAUAUAAUUGCAAACUUUUUAAAAAUGUAUCAGUUAAUUUGACAGAGACAACACCUGUAGGCAUUGCUAUAUCUUAUUAUCUUAUCUAUAUCUUAUCUAGGCAGAUCUUUUGUACCAACAGCCAUCAGGCUUUAUAACUCUUGUGUAAACUCAAGUGAGACAACAGACAAUUGAAUGUCCCUUCUGGGAUUAAUAAAGUUCUUUUUAUUCUUAUUCUUAAAGAGCAACCAGCGCAGUGUAUAUAAUGGUGCUAGCUAUCGCUGAUUUGCAGUCCUGUCUACUGCAAGGCUUGUGGGAAAUGAGGCACACGAUACAACAAUAGACAUAAUAACUAACAGUGGAAGCGUACGUCAACAAUCAGCCACAACGAUCCAUUAGUAUUAAAAAUUGACAUCCCAUGUACAAGAUGUAAGUUAGUGUUCUUGGAUUUGCCUCAGUUUGGACCACAUCUUUUUAUGAAGGUUUGUUUGUUGUUUUUGUCUUGUUUGUUUUUAAAUUCGUCCUGUUGGGAUUAAAUUAAUUUUAAAAAAUGUUUCAGAGCAAGCUUCCUGGAUCUCCCCUCAUCCUGAUCGCACCCUCAAGCCCCACCAAUCCAGCCCUCUCCACUUCCCGGCGAAUGAGAUUCUGGCAGUCUCAGCUCGCUUGCUUGGGAAAGGUAUCACUCAGUUUGUUCUUUCUAAGAUGUGGGUUUUUAUAAAUGUCAGAAAAGUGCCUAUAACAGCUGUUUCUGUAUCAGGUCAUCCCAGUGCACAGUCAUGUGAACAGCGGAGCAAAUAUUGGCAUCACACAGUGUUUAGAGCACAUGUUGGGAACUGUCCGAGCAAAGGUCAUGGAGGUAUGGUUGUUUUCCUGAACACUUAUUUGGCUGCUUUUGCAGUGUGAUAGUGAUGUUUUUUGGUGUCUGUGUGAAAUUGUGCUUUGUAUAUACAGUAUCCUAUGAUAUGUUAAAGUAAGAAUUCAAUAUUUAAGAUGACCUGACAAUGUGGCCCUACUGAGGUCAAAAAGUAGUAGUAGUAGUGGUGGUGGUAGUGUCUUCUCUAAAUUUCUGAGCCCAGCCGUGUCAUAAAAUAUUUGUUGUUCAUACUAACAAACACAUUUUAGUGCAGUCAAAUUUGACCACAGCCAUAAGUGAUCUUAAGGACAAAAAUAAAGAGGCCACAGGAAAACUGAACCCAAAUGAAGUUGUUUUGUGUGAUUUAAUAGUGUCAUAAAUCCAAACCACUAGGUCCACAGUCACUUCCCCCACAAACCCAUCAUCCUGGUUGGCUGGAACACAGGCGCGCUCAUUGCUUGUCAUGUAAGUCAUAUAUCACUGACAGAAAGGCAAAUGCAUGUGUUUUUAUUGUGUUUCUACAGCUGCAGCAGUUUAUUAAAUUCAGUUUUUUUAUCUCAGGUAUCCCUUAUGGAGUAUCUUACAGCGGUGGUGUGUCUGGGCUUUCCUCUUUUGACAGUCAAUGGGCCAAGAGGGGUAAGAAUGAAAGCAUCAUCUACCAAUAAUGUGUUUUCUUAUCCAUGUUUACUAUUAUUUUUUCUUUCUGAGAGCACUAACUGGCUUCCUUCAGUCUUUGCAAAGGUAGAUUAAUGUGUCUUUGGUUUGCAGGAUGUGGAUGACCCUCUGCUGGACAUGAAGACCCCAGUCCUGUUUGUGGUUGGCCAGAACGCUCUUCAGUGCAGCACUGAAGGCAUGGAAGAGUUCAGGGAGAGGCUGAGGGCAGACAACAGCAUGGUGGUGGUAGGAGGAGCAGACGAUAACCUAAGGUCAGUCCCAGGCUCUAAACUUCAGCUGUAGGAUGCAAGUAUCCCUGUUAGUGUCUGGAGUGAAGAUUUGAUGUCCUUCAGUUGUGCUCACAUUUAUUGAUUUCCUGUCACAGAAUUAACUCAGCAAAAAUGAAGUCUGAGGGGCUGACACAGACCAUGGUAGACCGCUGCGUUCAGGUCGGUCUUUUGUAUCAAGAAUGUUUACUUUUGGUAAACACUGAGAUCAUGAACAGCAAUACUCACGUUUGUUUCUUCUCUGAUCAUUAAUCUGCAGGAUGAGAUCGCGGAUUUCCUGUCAGGCGUGCUCACACGGGCGGAGGGCCACAGCCACGGCUCAGGGGAGAUGAGGGACAUGGACACAGAGAAGAAGAAAAGGCCUCGAAGGGAGCUUCCCUUUGACAUGGAGCGAGGACGACCCUCUUCUCCUGCACUUAGGGUUCCUAUCUCACCAUCAGGUUCAGAGGUCAGACUUGUCUUUGUUUGAUCUAUGUCUUAUCUAAGCAUGCUUUUAUACAUUUGUUUGUUAUUACCAUCAUGUCCUUUGUUAUGCUUGUUUUUCAAAGAUGGUGAGCAGAUAAACCUGACUUACUCUCUUACCUUAGCUAACAGUGAAGUCCAGUUAUUUAAGGGUUGUAAGUAGCUUUCACUUUCGCACACUGAUAUGAUCCACCAGUACUUCUUCUCAUUUCUAACUUAAUUAUGAGAACAAUCGAGAUGAUAUUUCUAAUUUUAUAAAAAAAUUUUAGUGUACAUGAAAUAAUAGACCAUUGUUUUGGAAGAAUCCCAUCUCUUUGUGCCCUGUUGUCUCAGCAUGACCAGAAAUAAAAAAAAAAUGUGACAAAUUUACCGACAAUAGUGUAGCCACACAGAAGUCUUGGCUUUUCUCUUCAUGUACACGAUUGACUUUGUGAAGCUUCAUAGCAUUUUAAACAAAGUAUACAUUACCCCAAGGUUAACAUUUAAAGUCAAUGAAACUGUAAUAAUAGUUGGAAACAGACACUUUAUAUUACAGCUCAUUUAGUCAUGUUUGUCGUGUUUCUCUGUGAUUCCCAUACAGGGUUUGAACACAACAUGACAGCAUUUGUUAUUAUCACCAUUUUCUCUUCAUUUGAAAGAACUUGUUCCCUUUUGUGACGGAGAUGAUUCUUAAAAUCAGAGCAAUUACUUUCAUGCUGUCUUUUUGGCGCCUUCUGAAUCAGAUUGGAUGUAUGAAUUAUGUCACAAAGCCAUUUCAACCUUCAUAAAAAAAAAUAAAAGUACAGUUCACUGGUGUCCUGGUAACUGUAGACUUUGCUGCUACUUGUGCUCCUGCUUGCUAGCAUCACAGCACAGUUUUCAUACAGUCGUCCUGUCAGGAGAAAUCUGUCUCACAGCCUUGAAAGUGUGCAGACAGGUAGACUUAAUAUCACUUUUCUUAAGGGGGAGACUUUACAUCAUUUCUCCAAUCUCAAAUAUAAUUUUUUCUCCGAAAGCCAGCCAACGCAGAAAAACCUCACUAAACCAGAUCACAACUUUGAAAUCAGGCCUGUUUAAAUGUGGUCAGUGAAUCUUUGUAUCUGUAAUAUUUUAAAAAGACCAAUUUGGAGCCAAUGCCAUCCAUAUUCAAAUCAAGCAUUUAAACAAUGUGUUGACAUUGUCUUUGUAUUUAGUAACAAACUCCUAUGAUUCAUUAUCUGGUGUUGUGCCCUCUUUCCUCUGUCCUCAGGAUUUGUCUAGUGUCUGCAGCAGUCCCACUUCAAGUCCCAAACCCAAGACAUCUGGUCUGUCUCCAGCACAGAAGUCCAGUCUCAUCACAGCCACACAACUCCUCAAGACACACAUGCAGCGCUCGGGCACAGUCCUCUCUCACAAGCAGGCUCAGGGUAAGUUCCCACUCGCACUAAACUGGUCGAUUAAAAAUACUGAACCCACUUAUUCACACUCACCAACAUGUGCAGUGAUCCUUGUGGGCACUCAGCACUCACAUUCGCCCCACUUGUUUAUAUAAACCUUUUCUAAAGAGCGUUCACCUCAGCCUCUGUGCCAGCUGAGCAGGCAUGAUGGUACAUGAGAUGUUACAGUGAUGGGGCGAGAUGGAACGUGACUGAAAUACUCUUCCUCUCAUAUUCUGUCUUUUAUCUUCUACAACUUUCCUUUCCGACUCUGUUUUUCAAAUUCAUUCCAGCUCAGUUUGCUGCUUUUAUGAAACAAAACAUGCUGGUGAGGAAAAAUCUUCCUCCUGGCACCCCUCCUUGUAUUUUUGGUAAGUGUCUAUCCCUCUUCUAUCUCUUUCCACUGUUUCUCUUUUUUUCCCCUCUUUUCUUUUUUCCACUUUCCCUAAUCUUGUAUAGAUAUCGACACUCUGAUAUAUUGCACUGCUCUGUCAAUGUUAUGUCUCUUUACCUUAGAAUAGAAGUUUUCAUAUCCAGAGCCCUUUUCAAAACAAGCUUUUGAGCACAGUGGGUAAAACUCGCACAAACAUGAGGGAUUAAGACUUCUCUGUUGGUGAUACAAAAGCAUUAAACAGGCCAGUUUGAGUCACUUCAGCAGAUUAAUGAUUGACUUUGUUUUGUUUGUGUUGUGCAGUGCCAGUAACAAGUGACCAAAUGGACAACCUGGACAGAGAUGAACUGAGGUCCCAUGGCAAGAGGAGGCAGACCCCAAGUCCUGUACCCAGUAAAGCCUCAAAGCGAGCUAAGAUCAAGGUCACCAUUGUUUCCCAAAGCGAGCCAGCAGGGGGCGCCAUAAGCCCUGCUGCACAAGAAGGUGCGACUCUAGAAAAAAAGAAACUGAAUUGUUGAGCACUUUGGUGGAUUUAUGAAAAAAUCUGGGACUGAUUAAGAAUUUACAGAAACGUGUUUAUGCUGACACAGGGCUUGACACUAACUUUUUUCACAAGGAACACGUGCUCCAAAGUUGAAAAAGUUAGGAGCACACAAAGAAGUUUAGGGGCACAAUAAAAAUUGAUCAAAUAAUGUGUAUCUUAUUGGUUGACUAUUAUUUGAAAUCAAUUUUAGGUAUUGUGGUCACAUGACAUUGAAGCUAUUAAAGAAAAUUUUCAAAAUGUGCCUUUAAAUUUAACACAAAAUUUUUUAGAGGACAAAUUAGGGAAAUAAAAAUGUGUGUCUUAUUGUCUGACCUAAUUACUAUUAUUUAAAAUCAAUUUUAUGUCAAUUGGUCACAUGACAUAGAAGCUUUUAAAGCAAAACACCUUUUUUUUGGGAACUUCAACUUGUAAUUUAUUGAUGGUCCCUUAUUCAACACCCAACGUUGACAGCGAGGAUGCGGAGCAGAUUUAACCGCGCUGCUGUUGCUUUUCCCCGUUAUGGGGUGUGAAAAAACACCGGUAGAUCCGCAGUGCAUGUCCGUCGGAUAUCCAACCUAAAACUAACUUCACCGUGGUAUUUACAUUAAAAAACAUUUGUUGCCUCGACUGAUUUUUUUUUAUGCGCACAUGUGCCCCUAAAUUAAUUUUAGAAUUCGCACACAUGUAUUUUUAGUCGUGAAUGCAAGUGAAACAGUCGCACUGUCGAGUCCUGUUACAGUAAAGUUUUUCUAUAUGGAAAGUAAAAAUUAAUUUUGAAUCAAACACAUUAUUAUGUUAUUGCACGCCUGUAAUGCAUGAGUGUCUGUUUGCUUGGUGAUGGUUACAGCAUUUUUGUAAAUAUCAUGCUCAGAUUUUCUUCAUUAUCCAGGUUCAAUGAAUGAUAAUUAGAUAAUUCGAUAAUUUGACUCUCUUUUUCAUGCAGUGGGUGUCUCUGGGAAGCCCUUAACAGUGACUGUUGCCGGGGCCAAGGAGCUCUCUGGACUUCUAACAGGCCAGCGGUAAGCUAGCCUGUAUCUCUACACAUAGGCACAAUCAGUAUAGAGCAUUUGAAUCCCUAAUCCUGCCUAUACCCAUGCCCACUCCCCACCCCGUUGUACUGAGUGUGUCUGGUGCAGAGGGAUUGAUGAGUGGUGGGCUCAGAGGAGCUGAAUGAUGGCCAAACAGCACUUGCUGGGGUAGCUCCUGAGUAGAUUGGUGGUUAUGUGUGUCACUGCAGGUCUGGUAGUGUCUCAGAGGUGUCUGGUGCCCUGUCUCCAGGCUCCAGCUCAUUCAGCAGCAGCGUGCAGCCUUGCAUGGUGUCAGGGUCCUCCACACCAGCCCAGGUGCAAGCUCCAGCUACCGCCCAAGGUAUCUCUGUCCUGUCCUGCCUGGCACGCUGUAUGCAGUCUCAACUGUGCAGCUUAUCUCAGCGCAGUCGCUUCAGCACACAGUGCAGCUCCAACCGCUUUAUAGAGACAGUUUAAAGUUUGUACCGCUGGAUGAGAACAGUGUGUGAGGACAACAUAUCCAAGCAAACAUCAUCAUUGAUCACCUCUUGCGCCAUUGCUGUCUGUCCUGUCCUAAACCUUGCCCUUUGGACACGACUUUCAUAUGGUGUGUGUUUGUGUGUGUGUUCAUCUAGACUAGGCUCUGGGGACUGGUUAGGAGUAGAAGUUUAUUUGGCAUUGAUUUUCCCUGAUUUUUCACCUCCUUGAUUCACUGACAUUUUUCAUUUUUUGUGUGCUGCAGCUUCCGCCAGCAGUCUGCUUCAAGGUCUAAGUUUCAGUCUACAGGAGAUCGUUACCAAAGCUAGCCUGUCGUCCACUGCAGCAAACACAGGCAGCACCCAGGUACCUCUCACACACAGGGUUACAAAGCAUAAAACAUUCAAAAACAAUUGAAGAAUAACAUGUAUUUGUGAUGUAUGUGCAGACAAAAGUGCCUCUGGAAGUGGUGCUACAGAGUCUGAACAAUUUUAUAAACUGAAUCAAUAUCAGGUUUAAAUCAAAACUUCCGUGUGAGUCUUGACUGUGCUUGAACUGUCCUUCAUAAAAACCCGUAUUGACUGGCUGUACCUCUGUUAGACUGGAUAGAAACCUUACUGGAAGUGAACAGACACAUCUGCCAGAGUAAAUAAGAUUGAGCUCGCAGAAUUGCUUGGCUCUCAGUGGAGAUAAAACAUUUAAGAAAACACCCAUUUUGGCCUGAAGAUUGUUAAAGUAAACUGACACAUCAUAGGAACAAUGAAUAAACACAGCGUCUAGACUAAAUAAGUCACUUUUGACAGCCGCAGAAUUCAGUUUUCCCUCUUUGAUCAAAAGCAUGUUCAGUUUCAGUUUUACAAGGUCAACCAAGGUUAGGUUCAGGGAUCCACAACGAUUGAGUGAAGGUGGUAGUUUCUAGAUUUUGUAGUGUAGCCUCCUGACCUAUCUUAUCAUUUAUCUCCACAUUUUAACAACUUAGAAUUUACAGUGCAUGUGUUACGUAGCCAAGUCUAAAGAUAUGUAAUUGAGGUCAGAGUGUUUUUGUUUUGAUUGUGUUGAUUUACAGCGAGGAGUCAGUGCUUAUAAUUACUUUUACCCCUUGACUCAUUCAUAUGAAUAUUGAAGGGAUAUUUCGUCGUACAAUUAAUUUAGGGUCAAACACACUGUAACACCGAGUUAGACACCCCCUCGAGAGAUGAAUGUUGCCGACCGCUACCUUCUCUAGUUAUACCAACUUUAGUAACGACCACAUGAUAGCAAUACACAGCAGUCUGAGGAGCCAUAAACAAACCUCAACCAAAAAGCCACUCUAUAGCCACAAAUAAUGCUCAGAACAGCACCUAACUUCAUCAACAGUACAUAUAGGGUCCUAGCCACCAAACAUCUUUUUAGCGUUGCCUAAUUUCUUUAGCAAAGAGAAUAAACGCAACUCACCUACUCUCUUCCAGCAGAUGCUUGUUGGUAGUGAGACCUCGGGCCAGUCCAUUACGGACUGCAGCGGGGUGACACAGCUCAAGGAAGAACAUUUAUGAUCAUUUCUUUAUCAUUUCCUUGAAGUGAUAAUCACCAUAUUAAUCAUUUUUGCACUGCAGACACGGUAGUUCUUCUGCCUAAGCGUCUCAGUGUGAUUGUAUUUCCAUGAAGAAAUGAUCAUAAAUGUUCUUCCUUGAGCUGUGUCACCCCGCUGUAGUCCAUUACUGAAGUUAGUAUAACGAGAGAAGCAAGCAGUUGGCAAUGUUCAUCUCUCGAGGGGGUGUCUAAUUCGAUGUUGCGUGUGUUUGACCCUAAAUUAAUUUUAUGCCAGAAUAUCCCUUUAACAGAGCAUUCAGGCUUCACUGUGGUCUACCUAAUUAAACAUCUACACAUUUGCUAGUAAAUCUACAGGUUGUCUCAAAAACUUCUUGAUGAAACAAACUUGUUUUUCAGACCUGAACGCACACUUACCGAGUCUUUAUGCUGUGUUAAAUCUUCUCCUCCCUCAGGCUGUCUGUGGAAAACCUCAGGGUCAAGUUCUGGGCUCGGUCGGUUCCAGCAGCAGCACUCUGCUUCGGGCGGUGCCUGUGGUCACCACAGGAGGAGUGGCUAAAACCACCGCCAUCCACCAGCUGCUCACCAAUGGCGGACUGGCCAAACUUGCCAGCAGCUUGCCUGGCUUGGCACACAUCACCAAUCAGACCGCCGGUAUGUCUCAAACUGCCAAAACACGACGGCCACGUUGAAAGCCCAGGGUUCAUUCAUCUUUUGUUUUGAAAGCAGUAGUUUGGGAUGUUUGUAGGCCCUGGAGGGUUAGAGCAGCAGAGGACUGUUGAGGGCAGCUCAGUCGACUCAUGUAGAUAGCUUGUCAGAGAGAAGUGACUGAGUCAGAUGUGCAGCUAUACGGCAUUCAAGGGCUUCACAUGAUACGUUGUGAUUUCAUGUUCAUGGAGAGCCAAAGAGAAAUCGGCUUGAGUUUCAAGUUCAUGCUCACCGCUGUCUACAUGGACUGAAUGCAAAUGUUGAAUAUAAAUGUGUAUGAGACCAUUUCAUGCAGAGGAAGAUUGAAGGAAAACCCGAUAUUGUUGCAUUUGACCAAAUUCUACAAGAAACCCAGAAGUGUAAUCGAAGAUAAUGCUUGUAUGUCAGAUUUGUUUGUCUUUGGUCAUUUUAUAUACUUACCUUUCUCCCUUCAUUUUACAAAUUUGUCCAUUCAAUCACCUGCUCUUUAAAGUCCACUAAUUUAUGCUGACAUCUUUUGGAGAAACAAUGAGAAUUGGCACGUAGCAUUACUCAAGUUUUGUUCCUGUUGUAACAAUAAAACUGGAAUUAAACUCAUGUUUUCAUUGCUGUUGUUUUGUUGUUAUUUUAUGCAAAUCAGUUGUAUUUUUCACUCCUCUGUCUUGACUUUAGCUCCAAUCUUGAUUUAAUUCUUCAUCUUGUUCAUUGUCCGACACUGCACUGUGGUUUUAAUAUGCUCACCUCCCACACACACAAAGCAAAAAGUAACUCUGACGGCCCAAUUUGACAACUUUUGUGCAUGAGCCAAAUACCGAGAAUGCCACUGUAGUGUAUUUUCUGGAGUUCUGGUGUAAUUAUUAGUCCUGAGUGGUUUUGUUUGUGUGUCAGUAGGGCAGAAAGCCCCGACAUCGAUAACAGUUACUCUCAGAGGAGCUCAGCCCAGUAGAGUGGGAUCGCUCGCCCAAGCCGGUGAUGUGGCGCAGGCUCAAACGAGUGAGCCAAAGGUGUGUCUCAUUUAAUCGUACAUCAGCUUCAUGUGUUUGCACACUGUUACUACAGCUCCUUAUUUGAUUAAUUUAUUGAUUCGUUACUCUGGUCACACAGCCUUAGAAAAUAUAUCUUUUUAGAUAGCUCAUAAAAGUCUAAGGUGCAGUGGCAACCAACAUGCCACGAAAUAUGAAGGAAUAUCAAAACUUAUUUUUUUAUGUGGAUAAAGACUAAAUAAAUACCAAACCUGCGAUGAUUGUUCUCUAAUGAGGUUAAUUUUUGGUUUAGCGAACAUACUUGUCAAGCAUAUAAAUGAAUACAAACAUCCUCAAUGAUGAGGUCUCUUUCUUAGCAGGAACUUUGAUUGUAGAUAUUGUCUAAUGGGGCAUUGUGUAAAAUCUGACUAAAUACAUUAAAUGAUAAUUUGCAAAAUACAGAACCCUGAAUUUCAUUUAAAAAGCCUAAAAACAACUUUUCAAGUGUUUAGACUGAGAAAUUUCCCCUGUCUUUAAAAAAGCAAGUAUAUGCAUACUGAGUUUGACUCCAGCAACAAGUCAAAAAAAAGUCUGAAUAGUGAAAGUGAAAGAAACUUUUUUCAUUGCUAAAAGAAAACAUUUUAUCAAAACACUUCCUUUUUAUAAGGCUGACUGACAACAAGUUAUCAAAUAAAUAGGUUUUGGAGCACAGGCACAAUUCUGUAAUAAACCCCGCUGAGAAACACUGCCAACACCCAUAGCCUGUAAACACAUUUCAAUGCUGCGUCUUCAUGUGCGAGUUUGAAUUCAACCAUGCAAAGAGGCAACUGUAUGAAUAGCCAGAUUAAGAAACUGGGUCCAAACUCAUUUAAAAUGGACCGAGGCUGGGCAGCUAAGUGUGCUGUGGAGUCUGAUAAGUCUGAAUUCAUAAUUAUGUUUGGUUAUUAUGGAUAGUGUGUCCUUAAGGUAAAGGAGCAGAGUGUAAAAGCACCUGUGAUGGUAGAGCAGGUAUGGGUAACAUACGUCUGUAAAGGCCCUAUUAGUGCUCAACAACAUUAUAUACAGAUUUUGGAGCAACACACGUCGUAAAGUAGUGAAUACACUCUUGUAAGGAGGUCUUGCUACCUCAGAUAGACAAAGCCAAACCAUUUUCUGUAGGUGUUGUGACAGCAUGGCUUUGUUGUAGAUCCAUGUGCCAAACUGGCCUGCUUGCUGCACAAACUCAUCAACAAUAAAACAGUUUGGUUGGUUACAUAACAAAAAUACGCCCAAGGAUACCCUGAAGCAUUAAAAUCAAACAUCAUACAACUUUUUAAAUGGCAGUAAUUGGUCUCCUCAGUUUUUAAACACUGACUGAGUGUUAUCAAAAGAACAGGCGGUGUAACAGUUGAUCCAGUUUUUCUGAACAUGUUGCUGGUAUCAAAUUCAAAGACGCCAUAUUAUUUUUUAAGUAACCAAAUUUUUGUGUUUUAUGUAUUUUUUUUUUUGUUCUUUUUUGGUUUGAUAAGGAUUUCCAGUGCUUUGAAAACCAACUGAUUCAUUUCCAUUAACAAUUUGGAAUGAAUUUUGCACCAUUUUCAUAAAAAUGGACAAAUGUUAAGAACUAGUUAUUUACAUUUUAUGCACAAUCUUGUUACAUAUUUGGCUAAGACCUGCUGGGACUGUAAAGUUCAAGUAUCUUUCUCAGCCAAGUAUUAAUUUUGCAAUCUGAAUAGAAGACUGUGUGAAAAAAAGAGCUGCACGUAAGCUGUGUUGUACAUGUGCUACAGCUGAAAAUAUCCUCAUUAUUUCUGGAGAUGCUGUGUGCACUUCAAGUCAUUCUUGUGUAUAAAGAGUAAAUGUCACUCCUUCUUAAGACUGUGGAUUCAUCGCUUUCUGUGUGCCCUUUUGCAGCAGUGAAAAUCUCAUGGAUUUUCAAUGUGGUGGAACAUCUGAUAUUAAGUGGUGCCAUGCCAGAGGCAUCUGGGAGCUGCAGCCUGCUGAUGAGACUGCUCCCUCCCUACCAUGAUGAACACACCACCCCACAACAUGCAGAACACCUGCCUCCUGCUCUCCAGAGAGGAUUGGAAAAGGCCAGGCGGUCUCCCCGGGCUGUGACUGAGCUGCUGAGAUACUUAACCUCCGUGCGCAAACGAAUGGCGCAGACUCUUAUAAUUCUGCGGUGUUUGUAGUCAUGCUAAAGUCUGCAUUCUUUAUUUACAACUAUAAUUUUUUUGAGAAACAUGUUAUCUUCUGAGGAGAAAUUAUAUUGUGUGAAGAUAAACUACAACCCCAGACUGGGAUGAUUACACUGUACACCCCCCCGAAAGCUUCAACUAACAAGAGGUUUAGCAUCUCAUUAAUCAAAGGUCUACACAAGUGUAAUUAACUGGAAUGUCGGAUUGUUUGUUGAGCAUUUGGAUGUCAUAAAUGGAUAUCUCCAUGUUGUGAGAUGACUUAAUUUGAAUGUUUAUCACUGUAUUAAAUUCACACCAUGAAAGAAUUUCACUGUAAUAAUUACCUUUGGUGAGGCAAUCUUCUUUAACAAGAAAAGAUGACAGAACCAUAUUACAUGUAACGGUAAAAGCUUCAUUUUCAUGCUAAUUAAGUGCCAGCUUUUGUCAUUACCUUUUGAUUUUAGAAGCUGCUGUAUGUUUCAGAGCUAAGCGAGGGUGCACUGCUGGUCCUGAACAGUGAACUCUAUGAACUGAAUAAGCUGCUGAACAUGAAAAGGUCAAGCUUAUCUUUAUUUAUGUUGAACAGUAUUUGACAUCCCAUGAAUUUCACAUCUGCACUUGAUCAUUCCCUCGCUGUCAACAGACUUUUAAUUUGUUAUGGCUACAGAGAAAAAAAUAUUUGUCUCCUGACUCUUAACUGUUUACUAAAGUAAAUAUUUGUUCCUGUUUGUUUAGUAAUUGCUUAAGCAAGCAAUAAAACUCCUCCUAUUCAAAAAAUGAUGAGGAUUCGUACUCUAAUGCAUGCCUCAUUGUUACACUGCUGUGUUUACAGCAGCAGCAGCAUAAAUACAGCCCACUCAUCUCAGCAGACAUCCUGUUUUAAAUUCCACAAAUAGGCAGUGGUCAGAUGAGAUAAAGAGAUGAGUGUGUCUCCUCCUUCUUGUAUAAACCAGGCUUUGUAUGUGAUAGGCAGGGGUGGGAUAACUGAUGCCUGUCAGACAAACAACAGCAGAGCUGCCGACAGAACCUCCAAGCAUCAUCAUCAUCGGCACACCUGAGAACACCUGAGUUCAUACUAUCAAAUCCACCAAAUACAGUGUGAGAGUCUGGCAAUGGUGAAACAAUGAAAAGAAACAGCCUCAUUAAACAUUUGCUGGGUAAUUCUCUCUG
Messenger RNA from Xyrichtys novacula (pearly razorfish), 15594 nucleotides. Lineage: Eukaryota; Metazoa; Chordata; Actinopteri; Labriformes; Labridae. The record is from the annotation of a GenBank genome assembly.